Molecule: messenger RNA, 2323 nt
Organism: Bactrocera oleae (olive fruit fly)
Lineage: Eukaryota; Metazoa; Arthropoda; Insecta; Diptera; Tephritidae
Source: RefSeq, a predicted model, not a curated record
AGAAGCCAUUUGUAACAUACAAAAUAAAUUUAAAAAAAUUUUAAAUGUAGAUAAUAAUAGAGCAUCUCUGCAACUUCUAAUAAAAAAUACUGCAAUAGCUGCAUGCUAGCAAAGGUUAAUAAAUUGGUAAUUUUUAUAACAAUGUUGCCACAUUUUUGAUAGAACACCUCAGUAUUGACAUCCAUCUGUAAAGCUAACCGUAAUAAAAGUGUGCAGUCAAAGACAUGAUGAAAUUUUUUUCAAAGUGUUAAUAAACUAUUAAUAUAUUUUUAUUUUGCUGUGAUGUUGCCGAAAUCGCCAAAAUCAUCAUUCUGGAAAUUUUUAAAAGGAAGUGCUAAAGUAUUAUUCGUCGCGGAAGCUGUUUGCUUUGCAGCCUCUUACGGAGUAUAUUAUCGUAUGAACACAAAUCGUGAGUUCCGCCACUAUAUCAACGACAACUUCCCAUUUGCACUAGAUUACUACUAUAAAGUGGGCGAGGUUUUGGGUAAUAGCAACUUGAGGCAAGUCGAUUCCGCAAUCUGGCGAGCUGAGAGCGAAAAACGAGAAUAAUCAAAUAAUUUGGUUUGUUCAGGCGGCGUCGGGUACGGACUUAUGUUGCUUACCGAACCAUCUGAGGAGAAAAUAGAGCGCAUAAAAGCCACAGGAGGUCCAGCACAUCUAACCAAGGAAGAACUUAAAAAGUUACAAUUUAUGCAACGUAUGCGUGAGGCGGCUACUGGUGAAGCACCGCCUAUUUACAUGCAGAAGAAGGAAAAGUAAACUCAAAAGCACCACCAACUUGAAAGUGAUUCUACGUUAACACAUACAGCAAGAUGAGUGCAAAUUUUCAUGACAGUGGCACUACUUUGAAUAGUGGGGAGAAUGCCGAUUCUAAGAAGGAAAACAUAUUGGAGCGUUUAAAUAAGCGCAAUAAAGAACGCCAAAAUUAUUUAGACGUAAAAAUAGAGCAACGUAAUAAGGAAAAUGUCGAAUUGGAAGGUACUGAUUAUUUUGCUCAAACAUUUACUGAACGUGCCCGAGCAAUAGAAGAAGAAAUACAAAAUAUAUCGCUAAUAUCAGCUGCUACAGAUAGAGCAACUUCUAAUACUGCGGAUUUAACACGCAUAUUUGCUGAUCUAACGAUACAAAUUCAAGAAUUGCAACGUUAUCUUACCACAUCAACAAUGUUUCUUACAGACUUUAAAAUUAAAGCCUGUCAGAAUACGCUUAAUGACUUAAGUAGCAGCUGCGAAGAGUGUCGUUUGCGAUUGAUACCGAAAAAGAAGUUUGGAUUUAGUGGAAAAAAAGUAGCACCGAAGGUAUUAGUCAAUCCAAGAGUUGUGAACAUUUCUACCGAUAAAGUUGAUAUGCCAGAAAAAUCAAAAACUGACAACACUUCAUUCACCUGGACGUUAUCGAAUAGAGAAGAUGAAUAUAUUUGCCUCGAAGGUGAUGAACUAAACAAUAAAGAUAUAACAAUUUCUAACCUAAAAAAUUGUUUUGUUGAGCUUUGUGGUCAUGCAGGAUCAGUACAAAUAUCGCAGGCCAUCGACUGUACAUUCCUUUGUGGGCCAAUUUCACGUUCGCUAUUUGCGGAAAAUUGUGAGCGUACAACGCUAGCUUUAGCUUGCCAACAGCUCCGAUUACAUUCUUCAAACAUUUGUCGCAUAUAUUUACACGUCACAUGUCGAGCUAUUAUUGAAGAUUGUACGCAAAUUGAAAUAGCAAACUAUAAUUAUAAUUACGCUACAAUCGAUGAGGACUUUCAAUUGGCAGGAUUAGACAAAGCUCAAAACAAUUAUACAGAUAUCGCAGAUUUUAAUUGGUUGUCACCUGAUGUACCGUCACCUAACUGGACGCUACUCAAAGAAACACCCUUGCCUUCCUGGAGUGAACUGCGUAGCCAAAAGCAACAAAAGUCUAAAUUUUUAUAGUGUAUAGUAAAGCACAAAUGUCAAGCAAUGGCAGUAAAUUGGCGUUGGACUUUUAUAUGGUUGACUCUAGCUUUGUUGCUACUUCUGUUGCUUAUUGAGUAUUUGCCUUUAUUUUCAUCUGUCGUAAAAGAAGGGUUUUGUCUCUUGCUAUUAUCACCAGCAGCAACUCCAGUAAAUUAGGUGGCAUAAUUAUAUACAUAUACAUAACUGUACAUUUAAAUGGCAAUGUUUUUUAAUUCAUAUGUGGUAUGCGAUUUUGUAUGAGAAUUAAUUGUAUGUAAGUUGUUAUAUUGUAAAUGCAGGUUGGUUUUUUGGAAAUGUCCUUGCUGUAAAAAUUUAGAUUGUAGAAGCACUUUCAUUUUAUUUACUUAAUAAAUGAUCAAUAAAAUACUAAUUGCUUAAACUGAAAA